This is a messenger RNA of Morchella sextelata, 927 nucleotides long. RefSeq lists its product as uncharacterized. The transcript has a single exon. Bases 1 to 927 code for a protein of 308 amino acids. The record is from RefSeq and is a predicted model, not a curated record. NCBI's taxonomy places the organism in Eukaryota, Fungi, Ascomycota, Pezizomycetes, Pezizales, Morchellaceae.
AUGUUCGUAAAGAAAAGCGAUGGAACCCUUCGACUUUGUGUUGAUUAUCGAGGCCUAAAUGCGAUUACAAUCAAAAAUCAAUAUCCAUUACCAUUGUUAAAGGAAACCCUGGCUAAGCUGUCAAGAGCAAAAUACUAUACCAAGUUGGAUUUAUGUUGGGGAUAUAAUCAAAUCAGGAUAGCGGAGGGAGAUGAAUGGAAGACGGCAUUCCGGACUCGAUAUGGACAUUUCGAAUAUACAGUGAUGCCGUUUGGAUUAGUUAAUGCCCCUGCUACAUUCCAAGAUUGGAUCAAUGAUAUUUUACGUCCCUAUCUCGACCAAUUCGUAACGGCAUACUUAGACGAUAUCCUUAUUUAUUCUGAGACUCUAUCAGAACAUAAAGAACACAUUCAAAAGGUUCCAAAGGUACUUGAUGAGAAUCAUGUUCACCUUAAACCUGAAAAAUGUGAAUUUAUGGUUCAAGAGACGAAAUAUCUUGGUUUAAUUCUUACCCCGAAUGGGAAUAGAAUGGACCCAAAGAAAGUCAUCGAUGUUUUGGAAUGGUCCACACCCACGAAUCUUCAUGAUGUUCAAGUAUUUCUAGGAUUUGCAAAUUUCUAUCGACGGUUUAUUCUAGGAUAUUCGAAAAUUGUUGCUCCACUUACAGCCUUGACCAAGAAAAAUGUUAAAUUCGAAUGGACGGAUGAUAGGGAGGAAGCAUUUCAAACUUUAAAAAAGAUGUUUACAACGGCGCCAAUCCUAACUCAUUUUAAUCCAGAUCGAAGAAUUGUGAUAGAAACCGAUGCAUCUGAUUAUGUUUCAGCAGGAAUCCUAUCUCAACGUGAUGACGAAGGAAUCCUACAUCCAGUCGCUUUCUUCUCCAAGAAACAUUCUCCUGCAGAAUGCAACUAUGAAAUCUAUGACAAAGAACUUUUAGCAAUCAUAUGA